Molecule: messenger RNA, 616 nt
Organism: Vitis vinifera (wine grape)
Lineage: Eukaryota; Viridiplantae; Streptophyta; Magnoliopsida; Vitales; Vitaceae
Product: large ribosomal subunit protein eL37x
Exons: 4
Coding region: 166-450 (94 amino acids)
Biological process (GO): translation
Cellular component (GO): cytosolic large ribosomal subunit; ribosome
Molecular function (GO): RNA binding; structural constituent of ribosome
Source: RefSeq, a predicted model, not a curated record
AUAAGUCUUGAUGCUAAAAUACGCAGGGAUGUGCACAACUUCUCAGCCUUCGCCCACCAGCCCAAAACCCUAAAAAUCACAACACAACACUCGCACUAUAAAUAUCUUCAACAUUUUCUCCUCCUAAAAUUCUCGUCCGAAGCUAGGGUUUCUGCAACUCCACAAAUGGGUAAGGGAACAGGAAGCUUCGGAAAGAGGAGGAACAAGACCCACACGCUCUGUGUCCGAUGUGGACGCAGAAGCUUUCACCUUCAGAAGAGCCGAUGCGCUGCUUGUGGAUUUCCUUCUAGCCGGAUCCGAAAAUAUAAUUGGAGUGUGAAGGCAAUCCGCAGGAAGACCACUGGAACAGGGCGAAUGAGGUAUCUCCGUCAUGUUCCAUGUAGGUUUAAGAGUAACUUCAGAGAAGGUACUGAAGCAGCUCCAAGGAAGAAGGGAGCAGCAGCCUCUUGAGAUUCAAAGUCCAUUUAAAGUCUAUUUCUGUUUUAGUUUUUCUGAAUUAUGCAAAACAAAUUUUGGACCAUUAUCGAGUGUACUCAACUUGUUACCAAACGCAUGUUUUCCCCUACUUUGGAGAUGUUAAAUUUAUAUACUAUAAGGUCGGAUGGUAACUUAUUCA